AUGAGCGAAGAACAACAAAACAAUAAUGCAAAUCAAUUGCCAAGCUUGGUUAAUUUGAGAUCGAAUAGAAAUGUCUCCCAGGUAGAUUUAAACUUUGCUUAAAAAAGUAAAACAAUACAAUCAGAAAAUUGGGAAAUGCUGCAAAGAGUUAAGGAAAGUCUGGAGAGCAAGGCCUUUAGUAACUUUUUCACAAGUUCCUUGGCCAAAUUACCCAAUUUUAAAAGUCCUCAAGAAUUAGCCAAAGUUUUAGCUGAUUAAUUUAUAUAAAAUGAAAUCAAAAAGGGGAAGAAGAGAGAAGCCAAAUCCGCAAUCAAAAUCCAAGUGCCUCAACCACAAACAUCAGAUAGUUUACCAGCUCUGAAAACUCCAUAAAUGAAGUUAGAUAAAAAUAAAUUCAAUCCAAUCCGUUCAAAGAGUCGGGACAAACUUAGAGAGCUUGAAAUCAUUAAAGAAUAAGAAAGAGAAAAGGAACAACAAAAUAAAGAGAACAACAAAACGAGUGAAAAGAUUUUAAAAUAAAAAAACAAAAUAUUCUCCAAAGAUACCUAGAGAUAAAAAGAAUAAGAUAAAUCAUUUGCUGAGCAACCUUCUCCUCCAAUCAAACUUUAAAAAUAUAUUCGACAUACCUUAUCCAUAGCAAAACUCUAAUCUCCAAUUCCUAUUGAUGCUAAUUAAUAACCACAACCAACCAUUUAUUCUUACUUUUUAGGUGGAGGAAACAACAGUGAAUUAAUUAAACGGGUUUUCGAUUACAGAUCAGAUUGGCAUUAGACUACUAAUAUUGCCAGAGCCAAUUUUAGAUGGUAACAAUCAAAUCAUGGAUACAAGUAUUUCAAAUUGAAUUGGCAUAAAUCUCAUAAAGAAUUACUUAAUCAUUUUGAAUUUCAUCCAGAAAUUAGUAAUAAAAAGAAUUUAUUAGUGAAUGUAUCAGCUGCUUGUGAAAUACUUAAAUUGAACCCUUUUGAUAUUACGCCUGUCACAUUUGCUAUAGAUUUUACAGAUUCAUCAGUUGAAUGCAAUAUAUCUGCUUUUUAUAAUUUUUAUAACAAAAAUGCUCCAGAAGCUAAAUAAUUAAAUAAGUAAGACGCAUAAAACAAACUUAAUGAAAUCAAGAAAAAAUUGAGAAUAGCACCGAGCAAAGAGAAAAAAUAGUUGGAAUUUCAAAUGAGAGACACUUUUACUGGUCCAGAUUAUUUAUGGUUAUUGAAACCUACUGGAUUAAAUAGGGGAAGGGGGAUUCAUGUGUUUUAAGAUAUUGACAAUCUUAUUGAUCUACUUAUUGAUUAUUAAUAUGGUUAUCAUGAGAAGUAACUAGAAACAUAUAAAGAUGAGAAUGGAUAAACUUAAUAAAAGGUUGUUUAAUAUUUAUUGAAAACAUCUUCAUUCGUUGUUCAGAAAUAUAUUGAGAAACCUUUAUUAAUAAAAAACAGGAAAUUUGAUAUAAGAGUUUGGGUGUUUCUAAAUACUGAUCUGAGUUGCUAUUUUUUUAAAGAAGGCUACAUAAGAAUGGCAUCGGAAGAAUACCGAACGAAUGAUGUGGAGAACAUUUACAUUCAUCUGACAAAUAAUGCUAUCUAAUAACACAGUGACAAAUAUGGGCAACAAGAAUUAGGAAAUUAAUUAUCAUUUGAUUAAGUUUCAGACUAUUUCAAAUCCAAAAUAGAUUUUAGAGGAAAGAUAGUCGAGAAGAUGAAGGAGAUGGCAUACUUUGCAAUGAGAACUGUGGCUACAAAAAUCAAUAAGUUAAAUCGGAAAUUUUGUAUGGAGAUUUUUGGUUUUGAUUUCUUUUUGGAUGAACUCUUCAAUAUUUAUUUAAUAGAAGUCAAUACUAAUCCUUGUCUUGAAGAAUCCAGCCCUUUGUUGUAGAUGUUGAUACCAAGGAUGGUUGAUGAUGCCUUUGUGUUGACUGUUGAUCAGAUAUUCCCUAUUCAAAGAGAUGUUGUGUCAAAAUUCCCUGUCACUAACUACAGCGACACAGAAAAUAUGUGGUAAUUGAUGGGAGAAUUAACCGAAAUACAAGGAUGA
Paramecium tetraurelia is the source of this 2025-nucleotide messenger RNA. RefSeq lists its product as uncharacterized. Lineage: Eukaryota; Ciliophora; Oligohymenophorea; Peniculida; Parameciidae. The record is from RefSeq and is a predicted model, not a curated record. Gene Ontology annotation, biological process: protein modification process. The transcript has 5 exons.